Globicephala melas (long-finned pilot whale) is the source of this 3212-nucleotide messenger RNA. RefSeq names its product zinc finger protein 202 (gene ZNF202). The record is from RefSeq and is a predicted model, not a curated record. Gene Ontology annotation, biological process: regulation of DNA-templated transcription. Lineage: Eukaryota; Metazoa; Chordata; Mammalia; Artiodactyla; Delphinidae.
CGUGUUCCGACCCGCCAGGCCCCGCGCGGCUCGGAUCUGGCGGCGCUGCUAGGGCCGGGAGUGGGUUGGGGAGAAGCCGGGGCAGGGGAGGAGCCGCCGGAGCUGUCGGAGCCGUGACACCCAGGGCAGCCUCACUCAGAAGCCACAAGGAAAGCUAGUGGAGUCCCUCAUCCCUCCAACUUCUCUUCCAAGCUGCCCCAUGGCCCUUGAUCCAGAAAGCCACUUCAGAAAGGUUGUGGGACAGCCAUGGGAGGCUUGUUGCUGGGAAAUGUAUGACAGCGGAACAGUUAGGGGGGUCUGCACCACGCAGCUUGCAGGAUCCCAGUUCCCCGACCAGGGAUUGAACCAAGGCCACAGUAGUGAAAGCGCCGAAUCCUAACCACUGGACCACCAGGGAACUCCCUUAACACUUUACUUUUGAUGUAACAGUAAACAGACCAAGAUUUUCCCUGUGCAUUAAAAAAAAUUUUGUUUUGAAUUAUGAUGAAAUAAAGGACUGUUUGAUUAUCAUGUAAAUCUUCUUCCCAAAAGGAUUUAAAGCGAUUUGAAGGAAAGAACAGAAUAUAUAGAGCAUCUACCAUAUACCAAACUCUGUGCUGAGCAAUUCUAUGCAUUACUUCAUUGAUCCUUAAGACCACCAUAUGAGAGCAAUGAGAGGAGCAGUUGCAAGCGUCUGGUUAGUCCCAGCGAUCAUUGAUUCAAAUCUCCAGGCUCUGGGCCCGCUUUAGAGUCAAAGAGGAGAAGGGAGACUGGAAAGAAUUUAAAUGUCUGCUGAAUAUCAUCAUUCGAACCUCUCUGAUCACUGUUUUCUUCUGAAGAUUAAUUAUUUGCCACACUGCCCGCCUUCUCUUCCUUCCCAUCUCUUGCCCCAACAAGGACGACUCUGCCGCCCCUCAUUCCGCUGUUGCUGACCUUUUGUCGCCAUCUCAUCUUCCGAGGCUGCCAAAGUAAAUACAAAACAAGCGAAGGAAAUCUCAAUCCGUGAUUUCUGAAGAGCAUUUUAAAGCAGCAGUUUCUAUGUGAUGCUGUCCCUUGGGAGAAACUCCUCAAGGUGCCCAGGCUGAGACGGGGGGAACGACAGUGUGAGCUCUCGAUGGUGUGAGACCACCCCAGAGCCAGACAAUGGCUACAGCCUUGGAACCGGAGGACCAGGAUCUUUGGGAAGAAGAGGGGAUUCUCAUGGUGAAAUUGGAAGAUGAUUUCACUUGUAGGCCAGAGUCUGUCUUACAGAGGGAUGACCCUGUGCUUGAGACGUCGCACCAGAACUUCCGGCGCUUUCGCUACCAGGAAGCAGCAAGCCCUCGGGAAGCUCUCAUCCGACUCCGAGAACUGUGUCAUCAGUGGCUGAGGCCAGAGAGGAGGACAAAGGAGCAGAUCCUAGAGCUGCUUGUGCUGGAACAAUUCCUUACUGUCCUGCCCGGAGAGCUGCAGAGCUGGGUGCGGGGCCAGCGGCCAGAGAGUGGCGAGGAGGCCGUGACGCUGGUGGAGGGUUUGCAGAAACAACCCAGGAGACCAAGGCGGUGGGUGACUGUCCAUGUUCACGGCCAGGAAGUCCUGUCCGAGGAGACAGUGCAUCCAGGAGCAGAGCCCGAGUCACCUAGUGAGCUUCAGGAUCCUGCACACACCUUGACCCCCGAGGAGUCCCAUGAGGAGACCACACAGAGCCCAGAUCUGGGGGCACCAGAAGAGCAGAGCCUGUGCCAGGAGUUGGAGUUCCAGCCCCUGCAGGAGAGCGAGGUUCCAGUGCCCCAGGACCCAGCCCUUCCUGAAGAGAGGAACCCUGGAAACCCAGAGAUGGUUGCCCUUCUUACUGCUCUAUCACAGGGAUUGGUAACUUUCAAGGAUGUGGCUGUAUGCUUCUCCCAGGACCAGUGGAGUGAUCUGGAUCCAACACAGAAAGAGUUCUAUGGGGAAUAUGUCUUGGAAGAAGACUGCGGAAUUGUGGUCUCCUUGUCGUUUCCAAUCCCCAGACUAGACGAGAUCUCCCACAUGGGAGAAGAAGAGCCUUUGAUCCCAGAGAUCCCAGAGGCACAGGAGCCUCAAGAGCCAGAAAUCCUGAGUUUCACCUACACAGGAGAUAGGAGUGAAGAUGAGGAGUGUCCUGAGCAAGCAGAUCUGAGUUUGGAGGAGCUACACAGGUCUAUCUUGGGAGAUGCAGAAAUUCACCAGACUCCAGACUGGGAAAUAGUCUUUGAGGGUGAUCCAGGCAGACUUAACGAAAGAAGAUUUGGCACAAAUAUUUCUCAAGUUCAUAGUUUAACGAAUCUUCAGGAAACCAUGCCUGUACACCCCCUGUUAGGGAGACAUCAUGACUGUACUGUAUGUGGUAAAAGUUUCACUUGUAACUCCCACCUUGUUAGACACCUGAGAACUCACACAGGAGAGAAACCCUAUAAAUGUAUGGAGUGUGGGAAAAGUUACACACGGAGCUCACAUCUCGCCAGGCACCAAAAGGUCCACAAAAUGAGCGCUCCUUAUAAAUAUCCCCUAAACCGGAAGAAUCUGCAUGAGACCUCCCCUCUGGUCCAGGUUGAGAGAACUCCACCUGUUGAGAAACCCUAUAGGUGUGACGAUUGUGGAAAACACUUUCGCUGGACUUCAGACCUUGUCAGGCACCAGAGGACACAUACGGGAGAGAAACCCUUCUUCUGUACUAUUUGUGGCAAAAGCUUCAGCCAGAAAUCCGUGCUCACAACACACCAAAGAAUCCACCUUGGAGGCAAACCCUACUUGUGCGGAGAGUGUGGAGAGGACUUCAGUGACCACAGGCGGUACCUGGCCCACCGGAAGACGCACGCGGCCGAGGAGCUCUAUCUGUGCAGCGAGUGUGGGCGCUGCUUCAACCACAGCGCCGCCUUUGCCAAGCACCUGAGGGGACAUGCCUCAGUGAGGCCCUGCCGCUGCACCGAGUGUGGAAAGAGCUUCGGUCGGAGAGACCACCUCGUGAGGCAUCAGAGAACACACACUGGUGAGAAGCCGUUCACGUGCCCGACCUGCGGGAAGAGCUUCAGCAGAGGCUACCACUUAAUCAGGCACCAGAGGACCCACUCAGGAAAGACCUCCUAGCCCGGUCCCCACGUGCGGACACCUGCCUUCGACUCUUUCCCAGGGGUGAUCUGGGAGAAGCCAUCUUGUCGGCCUGGGAAGACCUUUUCUAGGGAGUCUCCCUCACCUGCCCAGGUGUGCGUUAGUAACCUCUUCCCACAACUAGA